AUGAUCCCGAGGUGGUUGCUGCUCGUGGUCGGCCUGCUGCUGGCAUGGACCGCGCAGCCGACAUACGCCAAGGGGGAUAAACCAAAGGCGACAGCCACCGAGCUGAACUACGUUCCCCUCAAUCUGUUUUAUUUCGAAGGCACCAACACGGUUCUGUUCAAUGAUAUCGCUGGCACAGCUCAGAUAUCCUACGAUGGAGGGGAGAAAUGGGAGAUCAUCAAGGGCGACGAUGGCUCCAUGGAGGGCGCGGUCGAAGCUAUUAUCCAGCACCCGCAGGACAAUGCCCGCGCCUAUGUCGUGGGCAGGCACGGCAAGCACUGGGCCACAAAUGACCAGGGCAAGUCAUGGACGUCCUUCAAACUGGAAGGGGCGCCUAUGGUCGCUGGGAUGACUGGACCGUUCAGCUUCAACGGCUGGGACGCGCGGAAAGCGAUCUUCACUACCAUGGGGUUCAAUUUGUUCGGUGGAUGGCAUACGGAGGCCUUCUAUACAGUGGACGACUUCAAGACGGUCCAGCCAUUGCGCGAGAUGGUCUACGAGUGCAGCUGGGCUGCUGGGACCGCGGAAUUCGGCAAGGACCUUGAAACGCGGGAUGGCCUGGCAGACCGCAUCCUUUGUGUGGUGCCCGGCUUGAAGGCAAUAGACAAUUCGGUGCGAUUGAUCUACUCUGAUGACUUCUUCAGCGACGUGGAGGGUACUGAAGUCAAUCUGAACCCCGGCCGACCCGUAAGCGGCAAGGAGAUCAAGCUCCGUGCUGUGAAGAAAUAUAUUGUCGCCGGUGUCCAGUCCAAGGGGACAACUGAACUUGCUUUGUUUAUCAGCGAUGACUCAAAGGAGUGGCACCGCGCCGAAUUCGGUGGACAUCGAAUCGAGCAAGAUGCGUUUACGCUGCUGGAAAGUACAAAUUACAGCAUUCAAGUCGAUGUACAGACGACAUGGGAUGAUAACCGUGUGGGCGUUCUCUUUUCCUCUAAUUCCAACGGAACCUACUUCUCCCCGAAUGUCGAGCACACCAACCGAGAUGAGAAUGGUCUGGUGGAUUUCGAAAAGAUUGCCAACAUCCAAGGCAUCGUACUUGUCAACACCGUGAAGAAUUGGGAGAAGGUGGGAGAACCGGACAAUGAACCGAAGACUCUUGUCACCAAGAUCAGCUUCGACGAUGGCAGCAGCUUCCAAUCUCUCAAGGUCGGCGAUGAUCAGCUCCAUCUCCAUUCCAUGACAACUUAUGACAAGCUCCAUAAGCUGGCUGGCCUGGGUCGCAUUUUCUCGAGCCCUGCGCCAGGAUUGGUGAUGGGCGUUGGUAACACGGGUGACAGUCUCAAGGAAUAUUCGAAAGGUGACCUGUUCGUCUCCAAUGACGCAGGCCUUACUUGGCGAAAAGCACUAGAAGGCCCACAUCGCUUUGAGUUCGGUGAUCAAGGUGGUAUAAUCGUGGCUGUUAGUGAUGACGAGAAGACUGACAAGGUUAAGUAUUCUAUCGAUCAAGGAAAGACCUGGGAGAAGAUCGAACUGAAGCACAAGGUCAGGCCGGCCUUCUUGACCACGACCCCUGAUUCAACCAGUCUGAAGUUCCUACUCGUGGGAUAUUCAGGUGACAAGGAGGACAGGGACAAAUAUACUGUCUACUCCCUUGACUUCGAGGGCCUGCAUGAGCGUAAGUGCUCCAAGGACGACCUCGAGAUUUGGUCGGCCCGCGUUGAUGAGAAUGGCAAACCGGACUGUCUCAUGGGCCACAAGCAGUCAUUCCAGCGGCGAAAGGCCAAUGCAGACUGCUUCAUCAAGGAGGAGUUCAAACUGGACCCUCCUAUCUUUGAACAGUGCGAUUGUACCGCCGAAGAUUUCGAAUGUGACUACAACUUCAAACGGUCUGAGGACAGAAAAGAGUGUCUUCCUGCCGUGCCAUUGCCUGCUCCUGAGGGCAAAUGCAAAGACCCCAAGGACACUUACAAGGGACCCUCGGGCUGGCGGCUGAUUCCUGGGAACGCGUGUCGCCGGAACAGUGAGACAGACCUUGACAGGGAGAUUGAGCGUUCUUGUGGAAACUCUACAAGUUCACCCGUCACCGACGGUAAGGUCCACGCUGGAGAGCCUCAGUACUUUGCACACGAGCCAUCAAGUGUGUUCUACCUUGAACGUCAGUCGAGCAACUCGGGCGGCGACGAGACCAUUUUCAUGCUGAAUAACCUCAAGCUGUACGUUAGCCAUGACCACGGCAAGAGAUGGGAACAGCCUUCCAGCGUGAAGGAUGUCGAAUUUAUGGCGAUGACACCGCACCCUCAUUUCUCCGACUGUGCGUACUUUUUGACGACUGGAGACUAUAUUUACUCAACCAUCGAUCGUGGAUACGCAUUCCGCAAGUUCAAGAAACCCACCAAGGGCGUCUCCUUGGAACCCGUUUUCCACAAGAAGUAUCAAGAUUGGGUGCUCUGGAUUGGUAGUGAUGAUGAGUGCACCGGGAGCACCUGUCCACUUGAUGCGUACUGGAGCAAGAACCGCGGCAGCGAAUGGCACCUCAUGCUCCAUGGCGUCGGCUCGUGUCGCUUUGGAUGGAACGAGAACCGUAACGUCAGCGAGGAGCUGGUUUUCUGCGAGCAAUACAAGCAGGAGAACACAAAGAAUAACCGAAUGCUGGUGUCCAGUGAUACUCUGGACGAUUGGUCGGGCAAGAAGAUCAUCAACGACAACAUUGCUCAUUUCGUGGAGAUGGGAGAGUAUGUGGUCGUGGCUACGUUCCCCACAGAGAAGCACGAGUUCCUCAAUGUUAGCUCCAGCAUUGAUGGCGAGACCUUCGCCGAGGCUCGAUUCCCCUUCAACAUUGAUGUCAAGCUGUAUACAGUGCUUCUGGGCUCGCCAUAUUCCUUGUUCAUAUACGCCGCGGUCAACGAAGCCCAGGGUCGCGAGUACGGCUCCAUUGUGAAGAGCAACAGUAACGGCACUUAUUUUGUUCAGAGCUUGGAGGGGGUCAACUCUGACGGGGAAUACGUUGAUUUCGAAGAAAUUACCGGCACUGAAGGUGUUGCCAUUGCCAAUGUUGUUGGGAACAAGGACCAGGUCGACAAGAAUGGAGAUGCGAAGAAGCUGCGUUCCGUGAUCACCCAUAACGAUGGUGGCCAGUGGAUGCUCCUGACCCCUCCGGCAAAGGACGUCGACGGCAAGAGCUUCGACUGCGGUGUCACGGAAGGCCAAGGCAACUACCAGUGCGCCCUCCACCUUCACCAAUAUACGGAGCGUGUUGAUCCCGGGAACACCCUCUACUCCGGCUCAGCCAUUGGAAUGCUGAUUGGGAAUGGCAACGUGGGUGAAUACCUAGGCAACGCCAAUGAAGCCGAUACCUUCCUCAGUGAUGACAACGGCAUCACCUGGAAGCAAGUCAAGAAGGGCCGAUACCUGUACGAGUUCGGUGACGCCGGUUCGGUGGUUGUGUUGGUCCGUGAGCAGCAGCCUACCAAGGUCAUCCACUACAGUCUCGAUGAAGGCCGGACAUGGACCGACUUCCAGUUCGCUGAAACUGAAAUGAACAUCUACAAGAUCACCACGCUGCCUUCCGACACCUCCAAGAAUUUCCUUCUGUGGGGAAAAGAGCAGGAUUCCUCCAAAUACAAGCUCGCAACCAUCAACCUUGACUUCAGCGGUAUUUGGGAUCGCGAUUGUACUCUGGAUGAGGACACGGAUGAGAACAAAGACUACUACCUAUGGACUCCCAAGCACCCCGCCCAGCAGGACAAUUGCUUCUUCGGCCAUGUCGAAUCAUACCAUCGCAAGAAGCCCGACGCACAUUGCUGGAUUGGCUGGCGUGAACCUCACGUUCACCAAGUUGGCGGGAACUGUACCUGUACCCGCGCUGACUUUGAAUGUGACUACAAUUACGAAAUUCAAAGCGAUGGCAGCUGCGGCCUGGUGCCGGGUCUUGAAAAGCCCGACCACAGUUUGCAGUGUGCCGAAAAUCCUGAUUUGAUUGAAUACUACGAGCCCACUGGAUAUCGCCGACUCCCCCAGACCACCUGUCAGAGUGGUGAGCAAGACCUCGACCGGAUCGUCUCCCGGCCCUGCCCCAGCAAAGAGAAAGAAUUUGAAAAGAAGCACGGAAUCAGCGGCGUGGGUCUUUUCUUUGCCAUUGUCACCCCUAUCACGGUGGCCACGGCCUUCGGAUACUGGGUCUACAGCCGAUGGGAUGGCAAGUUUGGACAGAUUCGCCUCGGUGAAGGCUCUACGGCGACGGCAAGCUUUCUCUCGAAAGACUCGAUGUUGCUCGCAAUUCCGGUGGCCAUCAUCGCCGGGGUUGUCGCUGUUGCCCAAUCAUUGCCGCUUCUCGGAAACAGCCUGUGGCGCAGUAUCAGCGGAUUGAUGCGCUCUCGCCGGGGCUACCAAAGACCGUACGCGACCCGGGGCUCGUUUGCUGCGCGACGAGGAGACUACACGCAUGUGGUAGAGGACGAGGAUGAAUUACUUGGAGCUGAUGAAUUUGAUGAGGACGAGGAGGCUUAG
Molecule: messenger RNA, 4485 nt
Organism: Penicillium chermesinum
Lineage: Eukaryota; Fungi; Ascomycota; Eurotiomycetes; Eurotiales; Aspergillaceae
Product: vacuolar protein sorting/targeting protein 10
Exons: 2
Coding region: 1-4485 (1494 amino acids)
Biological process (GO): Golgi to vacuole transport; protein targeting to vacuole; Golgi to endosome transport
Cellular component (GO): membrane; Golgi apparatus
Molecular function (GO): protein binding
Source: RefSeq, a predicted model, not a curated record